Molecule: messenger RNA, 1013 nt
Organism: Lingula anatina
Lineage: Eukaryota; Metazoa; Brachiopoda; Lingulata; Lingulida; Lingulidae
Molecular function (GO): acyltransferase activity, transferring groups other than amino-acyl groups
Source: RefSeq, a predicted model, not a curated record
GUCCCACACGUUAUGUGUAGAAAUUGCUUGCGUCAAAACACGGAAAACCCGAAAAGUUUGGUGUAGUCUAUAUAAGGGCCAAUUGAACCAAAAUUCACAUUAAGUAAGGCAGCAUGAUGUGCAGCACAUCGAAAACCCCGUUAGUCCUUGAUAAAAGAACAUUUGGUGAGGCAGACGACAUGAUGAAAAUGUUUGUAAAGGAAGGCUGGAAGGACCAAAGUCGAGAUAUAUUACAGGCAACGUUUCGUCUGGCUGGAAAAGGGCAGUUGGUGGCGAAAUACGAUGGUGUCGUCGUAGGCUUCGUUACGCUUUACGAUUUUAGCGAAACAAAUAGCUUUCUAAACUACCUCAUCGUUAAACCGGAGCAUAGACAUAAAGGCUUUGGGAGCGCAAUGUUAAGGAAGGCACACCAAUUAGCAGAGGCCAGAACAAUAAGUUUCAUUGCCACUCUUCCAGCAGUGCCACUGUACGAAAGACACGGGUACGUAAAAGGGAAGUUCUGUUUUGCAUCUUACAGUAUGAUUAUGAAACAUAUCCCAGUCUCUCCAGGCGCUGGGUCAAAGUACGAAAUAAAAGCUAGCCGUGAUGUUGACUGGAAUCAGCUGGUGAACUACGAUACUUCUUACCAUGUUUUGUCAAGGGAACAUGUAUUAAAGACUUUCUGCAGUAUAAAGGGUUCAACCACAAAGGUCAUACUAGAGAGGGGCAAAAUUGUAGGCUAUGGGACAAUCCGACCAGUUCUAGCAGGAUAUCUUAUAGCUCCCCUCUAUGCAGAUAAUACAGAAGCCUGUAUGGUGCUCCUAAGAAGCCUUGUUGGUGUCGCCCCAUCUAAUUCACCCGUUGUUCUGGUGAUCCCGAAUGUCAGUCAGGCCGGUAAGAUUCUUUUGGACGCUAACAAAAAUGACGUUAGGGUUUUAUGGGAGGGAGUCAAUAUGAGCAGCAAAGACACUCCCGAUAUACCAAAAAUGAACAAUGUCUUGGCAAUACUGAGCCCUGCCAUUUGUUUUCUGUAA